AUGCUCCAGAAAGUAUGGUCUUUCUUUCAGUCUUCUAUAUCCUUUCAAGUCCUCUCUGAUCUCCACCCUGAGGUUAACCGGCAGUAUCCAUCUUACGAAACUCCAGGCUGGACAAGGCUGGACAAGGCUAGACAACUUGAACGGGAGCCUUCCUUAAAUGGACCAUUAAUUGUCUUUCAUCAGAAACGGUUUGAUAUCCCGGGUUCUUGUGUCACUAUCCUAGGCUGCACACUUUGGUCAAAAGUGCCUUAUGAAUUGACGGAUGUCAUUUCCAAAAAAAUCGAAGGCUGGUCAGUCGACGACCAUAAUGCAAGCCAGGAUUCAGAUCUCGCUUGGUUACUGGAAGAGAUACAUUUGAUACAUAAGGAAAAUGAAAAGGCAGAAAAUCGGAGUAAAAAGAGGUCCAUUCUUGUUGUGACUCACCACGCUCCUUUACUCCAGAGGACGUCGAGCCCACAACACGCCCAGAACCCUUGGAGCGUUGCCUUUGAGACCGAUAUUCUAUCACAAACACCAGAUGGAGUAGUCUGGGUGUUCGGGCACACACAUCAUACCACUGAUUUCAAAGAGGGAGGGGUAAGAGUUGUGAGCAACCAACGGGGAUAUGUGUUGCCUUGGAACAAUUCGAAGACGCAGGAUAGUUUUGACUUGAGAACGGUUAUACGUGUAUGCAGGUUUACAUGUACUUUUCAGUCUCUAGCCUAUAAUCAUAUCAGCUAA
Aspergillus sclerotioniger CBS 115572 is the source of this 720-nucleotide messenger RNA. RefSeq lists its product as uncharacterized. The record is from RefSeq and is a predicted model, not a curated record. The coding region runs from base 1 to 720 and encodes 239 amino acids. Lineage: Eukaryota; Fungi; Ascomycota; Eurotiomycetes; Eurotiales; Aspergillaceae. The transcript has 3 exons.